CCAGUCAGAUGUCAGACUUCCACGACACGAUGGACCAACUGACAUUCGCGAGGGAGAAUCGUGAGCGUAUCCACGCAGUGGAGAAUUCAUUCGGCCCGUCGGGGAGGCCCCUGGACAAGCCGGAUCGGAUUCUGAUGGGAGAAGGCCACCUGAUGAAGCAGGGCAGACGGAAGCUGGAGCAGAAGGCCUUCUUCCUCUUCAAUGAUAUUCUGGUGUACGGCAGCAUGGUCCUGAACGGCCGCUGGCACAAAAAACAGAAGAUAAUUCCUUUAGAGGACCUCCAGCUGGAGGACGUGGAGGACGGUCUGGGAUUGAGGAACCAGUGGUUAAUCCGAACACCACGCAAGUCCUUUUUCGUGUCGGCCAGUACCUACGAGGAGAAGCGGGCCUGGAUUGAUCACAUCGAACACUGCCGUGCCGGCCUGCUGCGGGGCAGCAGCUGCCAGCCCGGCUCCGCCUUUGCUGUUUCCUGGAUCCCGGACCGAGCCGCCUACAAAUGCAUGCGCUGCUUCGGGAAGUUCACGCCAACCAGGCGUCGACACCACUGCAGAAAAUGCGGCUUCCUGGUCUGCAACGCAUGCUCCAAGACGCGAGCAGUGAUAGGCCACAUACACGCCACUAAGAAGUUGAGGGUCUGCAGGAUUUGCCACACGAGGAACGCAGAAGGAGAGAAGUCUCGCCUGAGUGGAGACAGCACUGGAAAGAACAGCUCGGAGGAGGACGACGCGGCGUCAUCCAGUGGCGAAGAGGGGGACGAGGAGACGAUGCAGGACUACACUGCCAGCAGUUGGGUGGACUCCCGCAUGGGCACUUGGGGACAGAUUGGCACCAACAUUUUCCAAGGACCAACGCUUCCCCGCACUUCCCCCGAGUAAAACAUAACCACCCCAAGACUGCUGCGGCCUCUCAGACACAGCCGACGUAUGCACCAUCAUUAAGCAUCCUAUUCGAGCGUGGGACUUUUGAAUGGACUCUGCGGAAGAAGUUCUAGAAACAGAAAAUCCGUCCAGACGUGUUUUGAGAAAUACAAAAAUACUCUGCUUUGAAUAAUGAUUUGUGAAUGAUAAGUUUAAUUAACUGCUUCAAAACUCUUGAUAUUGUACCAAACUCAAUUGCAUAAACACUGAAUAAAUACGCAAAUAUUUUUAGUUUCAAAAGUUCAACCGCUGUACACAGUAACGUCCUCUGAAGAGUUAAUUCUCAGCAUAGUGUGUGCACUGGAGGCUUUACGUCUCCACAUCGGACUCGUGCAAACUGCAUAAUAAGUUGUGAUGUCACAAAGUGUGCUCAUAGGCGUGAAAAACAAAUAUUUGAUCGAAGGGAGACAAAAAACGAUGUAUUAUAUCUGUACAUAUUUGCUGCUGUCAUUGCUGCACUUUUUUACUUUUUUUGAACUUGGUUCAUUAAAACAUACCCAAACUUUGAAAUGAUCCUAGAACAAUGAAAAAAACCAAAAACAGGUAAAAGAUGUUUGUCUCUUGUGAUGAUUUGAUUGUUGAGUGUCAAGUUGGACCCACCAAACUCACUGUCGCUUUACCUUCCCUUGUCAUGAUACACACAGUUUUCAUUCUCAGUUUAGAAUCUGUAUAAUGAGGCUAACGAUCACGAUGCAACAUUUUAUUGGCUUGUGCAAAUUAUAGUUUGAUUGUGCGAGGAGAUUUAUUUAAAACAUAUUUUUUAUCAAAUUAUAUUCAUUUAUAUUCAUCUUUUCAUUUAUUUAUUAAUUUGUAUUCUGUUUAUUCUGUCACUGAGUAAGAAUCGACUGCUUUUUGUCAUCCAGGCAGUACAAGAUCCAUUGAAUAAGGUCAUAUUGGCACUGGUAUUGAUCUAGUCAGUGUGUAAAUAGUCAGCCCCUCUAUAUGGUUAAUAGACACAAAAUUGAUAACUGUAAAGAUCAUAUACAUAGGAGAAGGCAUUCAUGCAUAACAGGGGUCGUCGGCAGAGACCAGAGCUCUCAACAAUUAGAGCAGUGGUAUUUUUUUGAGAGGGGAUGACAGUCAAAUGACCAUGAUCUUGAACUCAUGCAGUUGAAUUGAAUAGUGUUUGAUUAACUGAUUUAACUACUCUUGACAUUAACUGUCUCCUCUGUGAACGUGGACAGCUGGUUUGCAUUUUUAUGACAGUUCCAAUAACACAAGUUCCAGUUCCAUGCUAUAAAUGUGGAAUUGUUUGUACAUUUUUUAAUGAAAUUAUCACUUGAACUUACACAUGUACAACAAACAUGCUAAUGAGUGAAAUAAACAUUCAUGGAUCUCUGAGGGUUAAUCCCUCGUGUGGCAAACCAA
Scophthalmus maximus (turbot) is the source of this 2285-nucleotide messenger RNA. RefSeq names its product pleckstrin homology domain-containing family F member 2. Gene Ontology annotation, molecular function: phosphatidylinositol binding; metal ion binding. NCBI's taxonomy places the organism in Eukaryota, Metazoa, Chordata, Actinopteri, Pleuronectiformes, Scophthalmidae. The transcript has 2 exons. The record is from RefSeq and is a predicted model, not a curated record. The coding region runs from base 9 to 875 and encodes 288 amino acids.